Molecule: messenger RNA, 924 nt
Organism: Phanerochaete carnosa HHB-10118-sp
Lineage: Eukaryota; Fungi; Basidiomycota; Agaricomycetes; Polyporales; Phanerochaetaceae
Exons: 3
Coding region: 1-924 (307 amino acids)
Source: RefSeq, a predicted model, not a curated record
AUGUCUACCGAAAUGGCUUGCGACCUAGGACAUCUGAUGGUCUGGGGAGCGAUCAGGGUGGCAAAGUUGGGUAUCGUGCCUGAAGAGUCUCUCUUCUGGGCUAACGUCGGCCUCAGUGUCAUCCCAGCAAUUCUUGCAGACAGGGACUGCGCUUCCCUGGGAAUUAAUGACCUGCUGAAGCUACUCAACGAUGUUCUUGGGGCCAGCUACUCGCUCAAAAAGCAGGGACUGCAGGAGUGUCUCCAACACUUCCGUCGCACCUCACGAGACUUCGGCCAAGUGUACGGCUCCCUUCGUGGCCACUGGCUAUUGCCCGGAUUCGCUGGCGUGCUCUCUGGCCUCGUCAAAGAGCAGAAGAAAGACGAAGCGGAGCGGGAAAUUGCUAUCAACCGUAUCCUACCACUUUACGCUCUGUCCUCGGAUAGAUCAAUACCUAUCACCAAAGUUUGGACUGUGUCGCACAGCUGGGUACACGAGAGCGCACGCACCGACGUCUGGACCCCGAUAAACGGUAACGAGUGGCCUGUCCCCCUCCCCAACGACACAACUCUCGAGCACGUCCGAGUCGAGCUACUCAACCUCGGCGCCGAGUAUUCCUGGCUGGACGUUCUGUGCCUGAGACAGCGGGGACGUCCAGAAGAUGAGAAGCGGAGGAAAGAGGAGUGGACACUCGACGUUCAUACUAUCGGCUACAUAUAUUCCCUUGGCUUGCCGUGCAUCACGUACUUCAACGGGCUCGGCCUCCUCUUCGACCCAUCCCUCAAAAUACUCUCUUCCGACCGCCACUGGUUCAACCGCGUCUGGACGGUGCAAGAAGCCACCGAUAAAUGGCUUCCCGGCGGGCUCACCGGUGUAGCGUCUGCAGACGCCCUCGUAUUCUUCCGGGAGCACCUUCCGCGAUCUGUCCCAGCCGAGCGCGAUUGA